This is a messenger RNA of Nerophis ophidion (straightnose pipefish), 22095 nucleotides long. RefSeq names its product histone-lysine N-methyltransferase 2C-like. The transcript is spliced from 78 exons. The coding region runs from base 417 to 21563 and encodes 7048 amino acids. NCBI's taxonomy places the organism in Eukaryota, Metazoa, Chordata, Actinopteri, Syngnathiformes, Syngnathidae. The record is from RefSeq and is a predicted model, not a curated record. Gene Ontology annotation, molecular function: histone H3K4 methyltransferase activity; transcription coactivator activity; histone binding. Gene Ontology annotation, biological process: positive regulation of transcription by RNA polymerase II. Gene Ontology annotation, cellular component: MLL3/4 complex; nucleus.
CGCGGGGUCAGAUACACUUUGACACAACCCGAACACACACAAAAAUACAAACAGGUUAAUUCAGCGAAAUAUUUAUCUGGAGUGAAAGUUAUCCAACAUCGAGCACAACCUCCCAGAAUGCGAAGUGUUCGGAACCGGGCUCCAUGUUGACGUGGACCUACUUCUCCCGCUGGCGCUGACAGGCGGUGCUUCGGUCGCUAAAACAUGGCCUCCAUGAUGGAGCCUCCGCUGCAACUUUAAUUUUCGCCAAAUUCACGGCAAAAAAGCGUGUUUUUUCUUCUCGGGCCAGGAAGUGUGAUUCCAGGACACUAAAGAGACAAAUGUUUGCUUUUGGAGAAGUUCACCCUUGGAUGUAAACGGAUCGGUUUGCUUUGGCAGGAAAGCUGGAGAGGAAAAGGAGAAUUUCAUCAAAUCAAAUGCCCUCAGAGGCCCCGGAGCCUCGGGACAGAGGACCACCGCCUCCUGUCACUCGGGCCGGACGCAGUGCUCAGCUGGCUAAAGCAGCCGCAGAAGCAGCAGCCGCAGAAGCAGCAGCCGCUGCCAGCGAGCGGCGACCUCGUGGUCGACCUCGUAAAGAUGGGAUAGGUGGACGUGCCGCACCGCCACCGCCGCCGCCGCCUCCUCCUCCGCCACCUAAAUCAAGGAAGAAGGGGAGGAGUCGAGGCCAAGCCCAGGUGGAGGAUGAAGAAAGCAUGGAGACGACGGAAAAGAGGCCCUCUCCUAACAAGAAGACAGAGGACAAGGAAGUGGCGCCUGGACGCCGCCGCUCGGCCUCAAGGAGAAGAUCCAGCACAAACCCAGACUCGGACCCCGCUCCCAUCCACCCCGAGCCCCCUGCACCCCCAAGUGACGAGGAGGACCAGAGCCCCCCUGCACCCUUAGAAACGCCCCCAAUAUCUAGUGUAGAGGAAGAACCUCAACGCAGUCCGGCUCCCCAGCCCCCAUCGCUGGACAUUUUGGUUCACAGUCCAAAACCGGGUCCUGAUGCUGUGGAAGAGAAGCGGCCUUGCCUCGCUUCCAUGGAGGGGGAUCACGCUCCAGUUCCCAUAAAGCCUGAGGCAGGUGGGCCGAGUUCCCUUGGGCAAAGUCCCACCCUGAGUUUGGGCUCCAGCCCGGCCGCCUCGCCCUGCCUCCGUCUGGAGGACGAGGACUCGUUGUCUCCCUUGUUCCAGCGGUCCAUGUCGGACGACUCCGGGGGUUCCCCCACCCCGAGCUUGGGACACACCAAAAAGCGUCUGAAGCAGUGUGCCUUCUGUUACCACGGCAACCAGCCGCAUCUGGGCCAAGGCCCACUGGUGGUGUUCGGACCCACGCCCGGCUACAUCCCGCUCCACAUCCUUAACCGCCGAGCAUCUUCGGACCGCGACAGCGAUUGUCAUGACCACUGCUACCGUAGCAACCAGGCUCCACCCACGAGCAGCAGUCCAUCACAGUGUGAGGACGAGUCUUCCUUACAGUUGGUGGAGCAGCUCGGACCCAUCGGACUUCCACACGACGUCGACGUCCAAACAUUGUUUGACCCCACAGGUCAGUGCUGUGCACACCUGCAGUGUGCGGCCUGGUCCGAGGGCGUCUGCCGUGGUGAGGGCCAAUCGCUGCUCUAUGUGGACAAGGCCAUCGACUCAGGAAGCACACAGGCGUGCGCGUUCUGUCAUCGGCUUGGCGCGUCGCUUCGUUGCCAGGAAACCGGCUGUGGGCGGAGCUACCACUUCCCAUGUGCCGCUGCUGCCGGAGCUCAUCAGGACUGGAAGCAGAGACACACGCUGUGCACGCGACACGCUCAAGCAGCGUCUCCAUCAUGCUUGUCAUGUUCGCGCGGCAAUGAUGUUGGCAAUCUAUUGAUGUGCUGUUGCUGCGGCAACAAAUACCAUGGUGGAUGCCUAACCCCGCCUCUGAUUCCAUCCUCCCAGAUAAGGGCUGGUUGGCAGUGUUUGUCAUGUCAAGUGUGUCAGUGCUGCAGGCUGCGAGAGGACACGUCUUUGUUACUUGUCUGUGGUCGUUGUGAUAAAGCUUACCAUACACACUGUCUGACGCCCCCACUGGAUCACACGCGUCCCAGUGGAUGGACCUGCCAGAAUUGCAGGGUGUGUCUUCGCUGUGGCGUAAGGUCUUCUGGUCAGUGGGCCAAUCACCCCUUCCUUUGCGAGUCAUGUGACCCAGCUCUGCCUUGUGCUCUCUGUGGCAACACCCCUGACUUGUACUCACCACAGGAUUAUGUCAUCUGUGUUUGCUGCUAUAGGUGUGCCCACAAAGAGUGUAUUGUCCCGGCAGAAGAGGACCGAUUAAAGUCUGAUGGUUACAUUUGCUCCACAUGUCAGCCUGUGGAAGAGGAGCUAACGCUGCGCACACCAAUCCCACACAGUCCCGCCUUAGACCUCCAGCUCAGUCCCACAAAGGCGCCGGACAUCUACGUGACUCCGUCGUCAGUUCAAAGUCCUGCUGAAGGUCAACCCAUUGUACAUGGUAGUACUGCUCAAAGCCCAGUCAGAAUUGUCAGUUUGGACCACCCCCCAACCGUAAACACGGAACCAUCACAUGAAAGUCUUAUCCAGUCACAAUCUGAUAACACAGAGUUAAACCAAAGCCCCAAACUGUCACCCUCUGGCCCCACAGAGCUAAAACCAAGCUCUCCCUUUAACCAUGCAGAACUUCAGCACAGUUCAGCACCAUCUCCUAACCCUGUAGAGCAAAAACUGAGUCCAGUACCAUCACCUUCUAAUCCUACAGAGCCACAAAAAAUUCAAGUACCAUCUCCUAAACCCAUAGAGCAACGAAGAAGUCCACUACCUUCCUCUAUCUCUGCAGAGCAAAGACUGAGUCCAGUACCAUCCCCUUCUAAUCCUACCGAGCCACAAAGAAGUCAGGGACCAUUUCCUGCUAACUCCAUAAAGCAACGUCCAAGUCCAGUACCAUGUCCUGCUAGCCCUACUGAGCAAAAAACAAGUCCACAACUAUCACAAUCUGAUCUAACAGACAUCCAGCAAAGUCCAGAACAAUCUUCCACUGAGUCCACAGUGCUGAAACCAAGUCCACCAUCAUCUCCUACAAAUCUCACGGAGUUCCAUCAUAGUCCACAACCAUCUUCCGUGAACCCCACAAAUCUCCACCAAAAUUCCUGCACGGAACUCCAGACACAUCUUUCAAAGUCUCCUUUUAACUCAUCAGUACUCUGUGAAGGUUCAGGGCAAUCUUUAUCUGAGCCCACAAACUUCCAACCUGUACUAUUGCCUGCUGAGAUGACAGAGCUUCAGGAAAGUCCUGUACAAUCUUCAUCGAGACACACAGAACUCCAGAAAAGUCCAGAGCCAUCUAUUUUGACAGCCUCUGAGCUCCAGCAAAGUCCAGCACCAUCUCCUUCUACAGUCACAGAGCUCCAGCAAAGUCCUGCACCAUCACCCUCUACAGUUGCAGAGCUCCAGAAAAGUCCAGCACAAUCUCCUGUUGUUGUAGAGCUCCAGCGAAGUCCAGCACCAUCAUACUCUAUAGUCGCAGAGCUCCAGAAAAGUCCAGCACCAUCUCCCUUGUCAGUUGCAGGGCUCCCGAAAAGUCCAGCACAAUCUCCUUCAACAGUUGCAGAGCUCCUGAAAAGUCCAGCACCAUCAAAUUCUACUGUCGCAGAGCUCCAGAAAAGUCCAGCACCAUCUCCUUUGACAGUCGCAGAGCUCCAGAAAAGUCCAAUACAAUUUCCUUCAACAGUCGCAGAGCUCCCGAAAAGUCCAGCACCAUCUCCUCUGACAGUCGCAGAGUUCCUUAAAAGUCCACCACCAUCUCCUCUGACAGUCGCAGAGUUCCAGAAAAGUCCAGCACAAUCUCCUUCAACAGUCGCAGAGCUCCAGAAAAGUCCAGCACAAUCUCCUUCAACAGUCGCAGAGCUCCUUAAAAGUCCAGCACCAUCUCCUGCAGUUGCAGAGCUCCAGCAAAGUCCAACACCAACAAAUUCUACAGUCGCAGAGCUCCAGAAAAGUUCAGAACAAUUUACUACAGCCGCAGAGCUCCAGAAAAGUUCAGAACCAUCUACUACAGCCGCAGAGUUCCAGCAAAGUCCACCACCAUCUCCUUCUACAGUGACAAAGCUCCAGGAAAAUCUAGCUCCAUAUACAGUCACAGAACUACAGCAAAGUCCAGCACCAUCUCCUUCCAUAGUUGCAGAGUUCCAGCAAAGUCCACCACCAUCUCCUUCUACAGUGACAAAGCUCCAGGAAAAUCUAGCUCCAUAUACAGUCACAGAACUACAGCAAAGUCCAGCACCAUCUCCUUCCAUAGUUGCAGAGUUCCAGCAAAGUCCACCACCAUCUCCUUCUACAGUGACAAAGCUCCAGGAAAAUCUAGCUCCAUAUACAGUCACAGAACUACAGCAAAGUCCAGCACCAUCUCCUUCCAUAGUUGCAGAGCUCCAGAAAAGUUCAGUACCAUGUCUUUCUACAGUCACUGAGCUCCAGCGCAGUCCACCAACAUUUCCUUCUACAGUCGCAGAAUUGCAGAAAAGUCCAGCACCAUCUCCUUCCAUAGUUGCAGAGCUCCAGAAAAGUCCACCACCAUCUCCUUCUACAGUUGCAGAGCUCCAGCAAAGUCCAACACCAUCUCCUUCCAUAGUGGCAGAGCUCCAGAAAAGUUCACCACCAUCUCCUUCUACAGUUGCAGAGAUCCAGAAAAAUCCAGCACCAUCUCCAUAUAAAGUUGCAGAACUACAACUAAGUCCAGCCCCAUCUCCUUCCAUAGUUGCAGAGUCCCAGAAAAGUCCAGCACCAACUCCUUCUACAGUUGCAGAGCUCCAGGAAAGUCCAACACCAUCUCCUUCCAUAGUGGCAGAGCUCCAGAAAAGUUCACCUCCAUCUCCUUCUGCUGUUGAAGAGAUCCAGAAAAAUCCAGCACCAUCUCCAUAUAAAGUCGCAGAACUACAACAAAGUCCAUCACCAUCUCCUUCCAUAGUUGCAGAUAUCCAGAAAAGUCCAGCACCAUCUCCUUCCACGGUUGCAGAUCUCCAGAAAAGUCCAGCACCGUCUCCUUCUACAGUCGCAGAGCUCCAGAAAAAUCCAGCACCAUUAUAUUCUACAGUCUCAGAGCUCCACCUAAGUACCGCACCAUCUCCUGCUACAGUCGCAGACCAAAAGCAGUGUCCAGCACCAUCUCCUUCUACAGUUAUGGACCAAAAGCAGUGUCCAGCACCAUCUCCUUCUACAGUCGCAGAGCUCCAGCGAAGUCCAGCACCAUCUCCUUCUACAGUCUCAGACCUAAAGCAAAGUCUUCCCUCAUCCCCUUCUACCAUCCUCGAGCUCCAGAAAAGUCCAGCACAGUCGUCUGUCGCAGAGAACAAAAAAAGUCUUGUACCAUCUCCUUCUACUGUUGCAGAAUUCCAGCAAAGUCAAGUAGCAUCUCCGGAGAGCACAGAUUCCCAGGAAAAUCCAAUACCAUUUUCAUCAAACAUUACAGAGCUUCAGGGAAGUCCAAUACCAUAUUUACCAAACCCCACAGAGCAAAGACAAAGUCCAAUACCAUCUCCUUUUGACGUUACUGAGUACCACCACAAUGCAGUCCAAUGUUCUUCUACAAUUGCAGAUUUACAACAAAGUCCAGUGCUGUCCCCUUACGAUGCCACAGAGCUUCACCAAAAUCCGCUACUAUCUCCUUCUAACACCACAGAACAAGAACUCAGAACAGCACCAUCUCUGGAUGUCACAGAACUCCAGCAUUGUCCACAACUAUGUUCAUCGAAACUUUCUGAGCUCCAGCAAAGUCUAAUCACAUCUCCUAGUGUCAAAGAGGUUGAGGAAUGUCCAAUACCAUCUUUUUGUAACUCCACUAUGGUCCAGGAAUGUCUGGUACCAUCUUUAUCCAUCCCCAAAGAGGUCCAGGAAAUUCCAGUACAGUUUUCAUCAAUCCCUUUAGAGGUCCAGGAAAGUCCGGUACCAUCUUCAUCGAUCCUCACAGAGGACCUGAACAUUGUGGAACCAUCUCCAUCAAACCACACAGAGGUCCAAGAAAGCCGUCUCUUAUCUCCUUCUAUUGCCACAGAGCAUCAGAGAACCACUCUAUCAUUUUCCAACGUGGUUGAGCUUCAGAAAAGUCCAGCAUUAUAUCCUAGUACUAGUAUCCUAGCAGUCCAACAAAGUUCAGUACCCUCUCCUUCCACUGUUGCAGAGCUCCAGCAAAGUCCAGUACCAUCUACUGGUUUCAUAGCAGUUCAACAAAGUCCAAUAACCUCCCAUUCCACUGUCGCAGAGCUCAAACAAAGUCCAAUAUCAUCUCCAUCCACUGUCGCAGAGCUUCUGAAAAACCCUCUAUCGCCUUCAAAGGUCACAGAGCUCCAGCAAGGUUCAAUAAUGUCUCCCGAAGAAGCCACAGGGCUUACACAGAAUUCCAGUUUAUUUGACCUGGGCCUCACAGAGGUUCAAAACGAUACGAGGGAACCCCAACAAAUCAAUGUUCCAGAUCCAGAACCCCAACAAAUCAAUGUUCCAGCUCCAGAACCCCAACAAAUCAAUGUUCCAGCUCCAGAACCCCAACAAAUCAAUGUUCCAGCCCCAGAACCCCAACAAAUCAAUGUUUCAUCCCCAGUACCCCAACAAAUCAAUGUUCCAGCCCCAGAACCCCAACAAAUCAAUUUUCCAGCCCCAGAACCCCAACAAAUCAAUGUUCCAGCCCCAGAACCCCAACAAAUCAAUGUUCCAGUCCCAGAACCCCAACAAAUCAAUGUUCCAGCCCCAGAACCCCAACAAAUCAAUGUUCCAGCCCCAGAACCCCAACAAAUCAAUGUUCCAUCCCCAGAACCCCAACAAAUCAAUGUUCCAGCCCCAGAACCCCAACAAAUCAAUGUUCCAGCCCCAGAACCCCAACAAAUCAAUGUUCCAUCUUCAGAACCCCAACAAAUCAAUGUUCCAUCUUCAGAACCCCAACAAAUCAACGUUGCAUCUCCAGAAACUCAACAAAUCAAUGCUCAAUCUCUUUGCGCAGCAGAGCUCCAAAAAGGUGCACUGCAAUCUAUCCCGCUCAUAUCCGAGACUGCAGGACUACAGGCGAGUCCUGUAGCAUUGUAUCCUAAUCCAAUACAAGCAAAAGAAAACUCGCAAUGCAGUCAUGGUCCUUUAGAAUAUAACGAAAAUCAUUCAAAGCCUUCAACACCCUCUCAGUUGUCCUCUGACCAUUUGACUUCCCCACAAGCUCAGCUGAGUCCUCAAGAAAUUGUUUCCAUGGAUUCAACUAGAGAACAUCUAAUGUCAAGAGUUCCUCAAAAGAGUCCAAUGCAUGGUAGUCCGAUGUCGGAACUCAGUCCUAUCAGAUUGGAUGCUGACAAAUCAAAGCCUCAAACCAUUUCCCCAAACAGUAGAUCAUGUAGUCCUAUUGACAUUAACAUUAAAGAGCCGCUGCUCCAAACCCAUCCAGGAUCAUACGUUCCUGUGCCCCAUUGUCCUUUAAUACCAUCACUUGAUGUUGAAACAACACUGGAUCAGGAGAGCCCGGUACCAAGCCCUCCUCAUUUGCCUGCUAGGGCUGCACACAUCAGUUCAACACUGGACCAGGACUUUCCACCAGUCUCUUUAAAAACUACCUUCCCAGGCAGCAGGAAAACUGCAUGUAGACCCAUUUCGGCUCCAUCUAGCCCAUCAAGAACCCCCGUUAGCGCCACCAAGUGCAGUCUGUCACAGCCCGCUAGCCCAGUACAGAUCGCCUCUAUGCUCCGUAGUCGGCCUUUGCAGGAUAAUGUGCUUGCUUGUCAGUCUGCUACACCAACAGAAUGUUCCCAAAGCAGUCUCCACACCGGGAUUAGACCUCUAGCCAUUCCGUUAAGUUCAAACCUCAACGGUCAAACACUUGAAUCUGUUUUUUAUAGCCCGACCACGGUCAUGUGCACAACGACUCUAACAGAGCAACCUUCAAAUCAUCUUCCCUUUCAUGCUCCACCAUCGCCAGCACCAGAAAGCCUUGUUCACCAAUUGGAACACAGUAGCCUCGCUUGCAUGUCUUCUUGUGCUGAGAAAUCUGUUGAACGGAUGGUUAGCCCAACACACAUCCAACCUGUCAAAGAUGGUGCUAGCCCUUCACAUGCCAGUGAAAUGCCUGCUAGUCCUUCCCGCUCACUUCGUCAGGCCUCCUCUGACUCAAUGCCAAAGGUGUCAGACAUUGCCGUUGGCCUGCCUUUACCAGCUAGCCCUGUGAUGGACAGCUCUUUUCAGCCAGCAGCCAGCCCCCCAGCACCAGUAAGCUCUUCAAGGGAACCAACUAGCACCUUAUUAAUGCUUCCUAGUCAUGGAGACACUACAUCAUCUGAAAAUGAAGAUACAACAACAGAAAAUAACCCUUUCUCUCUCAGAACUCGUCCUCAUCAUCAGAACUUGGUUAAUGUUAGUCCAGAGCCUCCUCAGCUCCCACAGUCAGUCCAGUCUAGUCCUUCACAGGUCAAAAUAUUCCACAGUCCCACAGAGACUACAUCUGUAGAUUCCAUAUCCCCUCCAUCUAGUCCUACACACUGUACACCGAUUGUUUGUCCCGCUAACAUUUCUGUUUGCAAAGAUCUGAGCAACUUGGAAAGUAGUAUCUACUCGAGUAAUCAAAGUUCCUCAUUAAGUUGCAUGACCCCACCUAUUUUAGCACAUUUUAGCUCAAUGCAGAGUGGUGAAACACUUCCUUGUAGCCCCGCGGAUUCUAGCUCAGGCCCUGCUCAAGCUUACCAGAGACUUGCUAUGUCAAGUUCAAGCCCCAAAAGGGACAAUGCAGAAAGUUCCCAAGUCCAGAUCUCAGUCAUUUGCAAUUCAUUUCAGUUGGGUACCCGUUUAGGUCCAACUGCAGAUACUAAGCCUCUAAACCCCUUGAGUCAAAGAAUGGUUGGCAAUGCCCCUCAGGAACCCACUGACACACCUCAGGCUAAAUGUACAAAAAAAUCCCUUGAUAGUUCCAGUUUGACGGCCUCCUCCCCCAAGUUUCCUCAGACAUCACCCACAUGUGUUCCACAGGAUAGUACGGGACUCUGUAGUCAACGUUCCCCAUUUCAAUUUGCUAAUAGAAAAAUCUCGCUAAGUCCAGGUCUUACUACCCCUAAGAGUUCAGAGGCUGGAACAGGUGCAAGUUUUAUUAUCAGUGUCGAGUCAGGAAUCAGCUCAUCUCCAACUAGUCCUGGUUGCGCCAUUCUGACUGAUAAAGAGUCGACAUCUCUUGUCACCAUGACAAAUGACAAGGAGCAAGGGAGCUCGCAGGAGUAUGAGCUAGCAGUGCAGGACCAGGAAGAGGGCAAUCAGGAGCAGGUCCAGGAGCAAGGCCUCAGCGGUUCCAAUCUUCACUUGUCAGGAGUUCAGCUCUCUCCUCGCCCCCCUGCUGCAGCCUCUUUGGAUCCCCCUCCUGUCCCAUCACCACAGUCUCCAAAAAAAGCAGGCUCCCCAGACACCUCCCUUACACUCAGCGUGACAGUUGAGGCUUCCCCCUCUCUAAUGGAUCACAGGGAAUCGGGACAAGAGGACUCAUGUCCUAUGUCGUGGGCCCCGGGUGAUGACCAGUCCAAUCCCACUAAAACAGAGUCUUCAGAAUGGGUGGAGGAGCAGCCAAAAUCACCAACAGUAACAGCCGCCGCCUCUGAUGAAGUUUCUCAGCAGGAGGACAUAGGGGAGAGCGAUAAUAUGGAGAACCAAGAGAGUGCUGACCCCAAAGACCAAUCCUAUGUGGAGGAGGAGCCACUGAGUCCUGUGCUGGAGCUGGAUCCCUCUUUAGAUGUGGAGGUGAUGAAGUUGAUGACCACGGAGUCUCCUUCCGCCUCCUUUCUACACCUGUCCUCCUUUAAUCCGCCUCCCAUCCCCACCCGGGGGAAAGGGCGGAGCUUCAGGCCUCCUCCAUGCUCCUCUUUCGCACCAUUAGACGACCUCUCCUUACGGCUUCGGCAGUCUCCUUUUUCCACUGAGGCGUCACCUGAAACCUCCCCUAACAGAGAGCCCAUCACACCGCCGCCACUUUCUCCACCUUCCCCUCCUCUCAGGUUCAGCCCUCCAUACAGGGAGUCUCCACCCCUGUCCCAGAUUCCGCCCUCCACUGUGAUACCGCUCACUCCUAAAAUUGGUAUGGGAAAGCCAGCCAUCACCAAAAGAAAGUUCUCCCCUGGCAGGGCGAGGGUCAGGCAGGGUUCGUGGUGGAGUAAUAUCAGGGCAGUCAGCCCCCCCUCUUCCUCCCAGGACUCUACUGGGGAGGGUGGGAGGGACAGCCCUAAAUAUCGUCCACCGGACUCCCCGCUGUGGAGCAUGAGAGUGGGUCGUGGUUCGGGGUUUCCUGGUAGAAGGAGGGCCAGAGGAGGAGGUGUAGGAGGCGGAAGAGGAGGAAGAGGAAGGAGCAGAAUUAAGACACAGGAAUUUUUGUCUGUGUCACCUGCAUACGGUUUUGUGGAGUCGAUCCCGCCUAAGGAAGAGGAGGAGAACUCAAUGCACAACACGGUGGUGAUGUUCUCCACCUGUGACCUGUUCACCCUCAGACAGGACAUGUGUGUGGUGUGCGGCAGUUUCGGUCAAGGAGCAGAAGGUCGACUGUUGGCGUGUUCUCAGUGCGGACAGUGUUACCACCCCUACUGCGUCAAUGUAAAGAUUACGCGAGUAAUCCUGACCAAAGGGUGGCGCUGUCUGGAAUGUACCGUAUGUGAGGCAUGCGGAGAGGCCAGUGACCCCGGGCGUUUGUUGCUAUGCGACGACUGCGACAUCAGCUACCAUACGUACUGCCUGGACCCGCCCCUCCACAUGGUGCCUAAGGGAGCCUGGAAGUGCAAAUGGUGUGUGUGGUGCGUUCAGUGUGGCUCCGCCUCCCCCGGGCUGCACUGUGAUUGGCAGAGUAACUACAGCCGCUGUGCUCCAUGUGCCAGUCUGACCUGCUGCCCCCUCUGUCAGAGGCUUUAUACACAGGACGACCUCAUUCUACAGUGUCAGCAGUGUGACAGGUGGGUGCAUGCCAGUUGUGAGGGUCUGACGUCCGAAGACGAAGUAGAGAUUGCAGCUGAUGAGGGCUUCAACUGUUCGCUGUGUAAAACACACAGUCGCAUCUCAUUUGGGAGGUCGGACAGUUUGGACUCCUCCUACAAGUCUCAGAUCAUCUCCAGGAGCCGUGAAGCAGACACAAAGACAUACACUCAGGAUGGAGUUUGUCUGACAGAGUCGGGCCUCUCUCACCUGCAGUCCCUGGUUGAACCUUUGACCUCAGCGCGCAGGUAUCGCAGGUGCAAACCAAAACUAAAGUUGAGGAUCAUCAACCAGAACAGCGUGUCCGUUCUGCAGACCCCACCUGACCCUCACACUGGCGAACAAGACCUCCAUCACAGAGUGCACCUGGAGUGUGACCUCAAGUCUGACUCCAGUCCUGAGAGAGACCACGCCCCCUAUGAUGACGUCAGCAAGGAGCUCCAUAUGGCAGAUGGCAGCACAAAGAGGAAGAGGAAGCCAUAUAGACCAGGCAUUGGAGGCUUCAUGGUGCGCCAGCGAGGCGGGAAGGCGGGGUCAAGCGGAUUCAAACUGUGCAGGAACGAUUCAACUGAUAUGUUGCAUGGAGAUGAAGAUGUAGCUGACCAGACCCUUGACAAGGUGAAGAAGAGAUAUAGAAAGAAAAAGACCAAGCUGGAGGAGGCUUUUCCUUCCUAUCUACAGGAUGCUUUCUUUGGUCGGGAUCUUCUGGAACGCAUUCGCCAGUUGGAUCAGAGGAUGGUAUCAGAGGUAGCGAAAGCCAGCCAGUCAGCAGCAGUAGAUCUGAAAGGCCCCACCAUGUCAGACAAGAUGGUGAUCCGAAAGCAAGAAAGACUGCCCAUGUCGGACGAUGCGCUCGUGGAUCUGUCUGACGUUCUCAACACUCAUCCUCAAAUUCUGGCCACUGGACACACAGGCCAGUUCCAGGUGGAGCGCUCCCCCUCUCCAUUUGCGGGCCUAGACAUUGGGUCCAUGGCCGAAGACCCCUUGCUGACCGGAAGUGACGGACACAGUCAUAGAUCAUUACAGGAAGAGCCUUUGGAUGCCAUCUUAAACCCUGAGCUUGACAAGAUGGUGACAGACGGUGCUCUCCUCAGCAAACUGUACAAUAUUCCAGAGCUUGAGGGCAAAGAUGUGGAAGACCUUUUCACUGCUGUCCUCAGCCCGGACAACAGCGAGAAACAUCACCACCACACUGCUGCAGGAAGCAAAACACACACAGCAGCCGUGUUUCCUCGUCUUCCCCUGAUGAAUGGCCUCACAGGACGAGCCCCUCACUUGGUCAACCCUCCCAUGAUGCCGAGCGGCACUCCUGGCACAGCGAGUCACCGAAUUUGUCCUCCAGAGGGACCCUUCCCCAGCUCUGCCCCUUGCCUGCCUCAAGCUAAUCAGGCUGGGGGAGAGGGCGAGCAGGACACCUUGUCUACGGCACAGAGGAGCAUGUUGAAGUGGGAGAAGGAGGAGGCUCUUGGCGAGCAGGCUACUGUUGCCCCCGUGCUCUACUGCAACACCAAUUUCCCCCAGCUCAAGGAGCAGUAUCCUGAAUGGUCCACAAGAGUGAAGCAGAUCGCCAAACUGUGGAGAAAAGCGAGCUCUCAGGACAGAGCACCUUUUGUACUACGUGCAAGGGACAACCGUGCAGCGCAGCGCAUCAGCAAAGUUCACAUGUCCAAUGAGCCAUUCAAAAGGCAGCAGCAGCAACAGCCCUUGCAACCGCCAUUGUGUGUGCCCUAUGAUGCAAUGUCCAUGGAGUCGGAUUUGGCGCUGAAGGACCCACUAAGGCCAAGAGAGUCUGAGCAGGAGCAGGAGUGGAAGCUAAGACAGGGAGAGGUAAAAGACAGAUGGCGAGCCGGUAAGAAGAGGCAGGAAAAUCUCCCCCAAAGCAAAGCCCUAAAAUCACCAACAGAUAAAGAUUGUCCCUUCCAGGCAUCUCUAGCAGGAGGUGGCAAAGAGGCUCUGCAUUUGCGUCAGAAAAGUAAACAGCUGGCCAAGAUCGAAGCCAGUCAGAAGCUGGAGCAAGUCAAGAAUGAACAGCUGCAGCAGCAGCGACAACAUCACCUCUCAGCCAAUCAGCAGCCUGUCACCGGGAGCGAUGCGAUGCCUCUCCAGCUACUUACCUCCACGGAUGCCCAGGCCAGACAGAACAUCCUACAGGGCUCCGUACUGGCCGACAAUGUUUUUCUCAGACCACAAGUCCCACCGUCUUCUGGCUACUCCUCACUUCCUCACUCCCCGCACUCCUUGUCACCGCUUCACCAGCCCCCAUCCUCUCCCCAGAUGUUCUCCCCUCCUUCAUCCAGCCCCACAUCCCCCUGGGAUUCCUACAGUAAACCAGUAGGGACUUCUCGGCCUGCCUCCAUUCAGCAUUGCACCCCACUCAACAUAUCUCCUGCACACGAUGCACUGGGUUCCCCUGCACCCUCACCUGAUUCGAAAGCCUCUGACGCUUCUCGGACCUUCGGACUUCAACCAGGCCUGCAGCACAGCAAAGCGGCAUUGAAGAGUCCCCCUUCUGGCUCUCAGGUGUACCAGAGGUCUCCGGUCCAAGGGGGAGUGUUUAAAGCCCCCAUGCCACCCCAAAACCAGCUGCAACAGGAGUUGUUUAGUGGUGUGCCAGCUGUAGCAAGGAGAGACCCAUCUAGACCCACAGACCUUGGCCUCAUCCCCCCCCAGAGUCAGGACUCCGCUUUUAGUUCCAGCCAGCUCUCUGGGCUGGGCUCCCCUCAUCGCAGCCCUUACGUCCACACGCCAGGGAUCCCCAGAAUUGAGUAUAGCCAGCAGAUGGCAGACCACUUUGUCAAACAGCCAGCUUUGACACCCCGUCCCUCUCCUGACCCCUAUAGUAAUCCUCAAACCCCUGGGACUCCUCGGCCACAUUCAGACAACACAUACCUCAACGCAACCCCUGCACUUCGAAUAGAUCAGUUCAACCAAUUGGCAAACAGCCGCCGGCCCUCCCCUUCACACACAACACUGGACCCAUAUUUAAACCCAGGCACACCCCAUCCCUUUGUUCCUGAGCGCUUACCUCGAUCACCAGGCAGCACGUUAACCACCGAUCCCCAUGCUAAACCGCCUGGUACCCCGCGUCCGUCACCGGACCCCUACGCCCAGCAGCCCUCCACACCUCGUCCCCAGAAGACCUCUGACGCCUUCAGCCAAGCUCAAAUGGAGAGCUUUACUCCUCAGCUUGUGCGAUCUCCCCUGGGUUCAGGACUUGGUGGAGAGAAUGUGACUCUUACACCAACCCACAAACAGUCUCCGGGGAGGCAACAACAGCAGCAGGAGUCCUUUCCCAGGACCCCUGGUAGUAGCCAGACCCCAAAGCACCCUGGGAUGUCAGAAGAUACGGGCUUCGCCGACCCGGUCAUUCAAACUUUGGGAAGACCCACCACUGGGGCCUCACAGAUGGACAAAACAUCAUCCAAUGACAUGACAACAGUAGGUGGGGCUUCUUUAGAGGGAACAAUGGGCUUGCUUCCACAGCUUGGUGACUCUGAGGAAAAACUAAAACAGCGUCAGAGACUCCGCCAGCUCAUCCUGAGGCAGCAGCAGCAGAAGAGUGCAUUGCGGCAAGAAAAAGGUCUCCAGGAGUCUCAGCCUGGUGCCCUUUCAGCUACUGCUGCUCCAUCAGGAUCGGCCCCCAGCUCAGCAACACCCUGUCACUGGUCCCAGGAAGAAACCACCACUUCCAAUCCUCCAACUGAUGUGUUUGGACGUCCACCACCUCCUUACCCCGGAAUAAUGCGGCCUGCCGGACCAGCUGGAGCAUUUAUUGGACCCCCACGGUUGCAUGGAACUUUUCCAGUGGACCAGGUCAGAGGGUUAAGCCCAAGUGAGCCUCAAUUUCCCAGACAAAGCAUCCCCAGGGAACUUGGACCGAGAGGAGUGGCCUUGAGGUUUGGUCUCCAGGAACCCUUCCUGCGUUCUCCCACAGUGUUAGUGCCUGGUUCUGGGCUGGUACCCCCUGUCCAGAUAAGGACGCCAGUACCCGGUGACUUUACCAGCAUCCGUCAGAUGACUGUCCCGAGCCCUCAUCCACAUUUGAUGUCCGCAGUUGUCCACCAGCCAUUUGUUCCCCGCUCCCUCCCCAUCCAGCAGCACAGCAUCAUGGGGCAGCCUUACAUUGAGCUUCGACACCGUUCUCCAGAGAACCGUCUGAGGCUGCCCUUCUCCCUUGCAGCCCCACUUUUGCAGACUGUGGACUCUCAGCCAUCAGCUGCCAGGCCCAUCUCAGGGGUCCCGAUAGCAGAGACAACAGUGGGUCAUCAUCCAAUGCUGACGAUGGAGCAACUCAACCAGCAGAAUCUAAUCCAUGUGGCAGCAUUGGGUCAGGGGAGUGAACCAGGGCUCCAGGGAACUGAUGGGAUAGAGGAGCACCUGGAAGGGGAGGACUCGGCUGUAAAGGAUCUGGAGGAUGUGGAGGUGAAAGAUCUAGUUGACCUCAAUCUGAACCUGGAUCCUGAAGAUGGUAAAGACUUAGACCUGGGUGCCAACGACCUCCACUUAGAUGACUUCUUGCUGUCGGGAAAGUUUGACCUGAUCGCUUAUGCUGACCCCGAGCUCAACCUAGAGGACAAAAAGGACAUGUUCAAUGAGGAGCUUGACCUGGAGGAUACUGUGGGAGACAAAAAGGGAGGAGAGAGGCGAGACUUAGUUGGUGGUGCGAGAAAGUUGGAUACCGAUGCCAACUUGUUAGGUCAGGUCAAGGAAGAAGAUCAGGAGGCCGUCAACAGAGAUACUAAAAACGAUUCUUCAUCCCUCCACCCCGCACCACAACCUGAGGCUGUCAGCCACCAACUCCCUGUAGCUUCUGAGGCUGAGACAGCAGGAUCCAGCCAUUCCAGCUCUUCUUUGCACCUUGCCAAGGGGGAUGUGGGUGAUUCUUCUGAUUCAGGAGUUUUGCCAGAACUCCAAGCCCAAGAAAAGGCUUUGUCAUCUGGCGUGACUCCAGAUCAGCACCCUGGCUUCCAUCAAACACCCCUUGGACCCUCUUCGGCUUACUUCAACCCUCAAACUCAGGCUUCCACUGACACCCCUCACAAAGUGUCGCUGCAACUCUCCCAGCCUUGCCUACUUCUCAACCCUCAGGCUGUGUCUCCAAACAUGGACGAAGCUGCUCAAUCCAUUGCCCAGGAACAGGCCCAGAACAAGUCUAAACCUUUACUACUGGAGGAACAGCCACUUUUGCUGCAAGAUCUCUUGGACCAGGAGCGCCAGGAGCAGCAGCAACAGAAACAGAUGCAGGCACUGAUCAGACAGAAAUCCACCUCUGAACCCACAUUCCCAGAAAUAACCGACUUUGACUCCAUCUCAGACCCCAUAAUGAAGGCCAAGAUGGUGGCUCUUAAGGGCAUCAACAAAGUGAUGACUCAAGGGAACCUCGGCCUCAACAACAUGGUCAUCAACAGGUUUCACCAGGCUCCUGCGGCCACAACUCCUGAGGGAACACCUCAACCUCUGAUUAAAGUUGGACAGGAAGGAGAGGUACACCCUCCACUGUUGCGUCCAAAUCCACCCAGCUGUGGACCUGGAUUUGUUAACGACUCUCAGAAACGUCAGUAUGAAGAGUGGUUGGGUGAGACCCAGCAACUCUUGCAGAUGCAGCAGCGUCUCCUGGAGGACCAAAUCGCAGCUCACCGCAAGACCAAAAAGGCUCUGUCGGCCAAGCAGAGGACAGCAAAGAAGGCGGGUCGUGCACUCGCAGAGGAAGACGCUGCUCAGCUGCGCUACAUCAUGGAGCAGCAGGGGACUGUCCAAAAGCAGCUGGAGCAGAUCCGUAAGCAGCAGAAAGAUCACACAGUGCUCAUCGAGGACUACAGAACACAACAACAACAACAACAACAGCAGCAGCAGCAAAGACACCUUCCUAUUGUACCUUCUGGGGUAGUACCUCUGCAGAAUAGGCCCAGUGGCUCAGCUCUGCCCUGUGUCCAGAACGUUCCCCCUGGUUGGUCACCAGCAGUGGGAGUUGUUCCAGGGUUGAUAGGGCCGAAUAUGGCAUCUCAGGUGCCACCACAGUUGCCUCGAACCCUUUCAAAGCCCUCUCAGGCUUCACAGCCCUCUCCAGUCAUUGUGCCCAGACUUUCAGCUCCAUCAGCAGGCUUUUCCCCAGUGCCCCGGACACCCACUGGGGGUCCCAGUGGUGCCUCAGGGGGUGACAUAGCAGCACCCUCCCCCAAGGUCAAAUUUGAUGACAACAACCCAUUCAGUGAAGGUUUCCAGGAGAGGGAAAGAAGAGAAAGAAUAAGAGAGCAGCAGGAGCGGCAGAGGGUGCACCUCAUGCAGGGGGUGGAUUCCCAUCGGGUCUUGCAGCAAGGUUCACAUGGUGGAUCUGUGGGACCUGGAUUGGCUCGGCUCUGUUCCACAGGGUCAGCAGCUGGCAGCACUCCUGGCUCCACCUCUAGUGGGGACACUUUCUCCAAGAUGCCUUUCUUCAGUUCUGAGCUGCCCCAGGACUUCCUGCAGUCUCCGCCUGCCUCCAGACCACCACAACUCCUCGGGUCGUCGCCCAACCUCCAGACCACCCCGAGACUCCCAGGCCCUUUGGGCUCCGCAGGUCUUGGUCAGGUCCGUCCACCUGGCCUUGGAGGGGUCCUUAUAGCUCCUUCAAAUCAAGGAAGUCAAGGUCAUCAAUUUCGACAGGAGUCCUCAACCUCAUCCCCAUCUGCCCCUCUACAUGCCGUUUUCACCCCCUCCUCAUCCGGAGGCCCCGCCUCCCUCAUGCAGCUGUACUCUGACAUCAUGACAGACGACAGCCAGAAGAAGAAGAGGAGUGGGAACAAGGACAGAGACAAUUCUGCUGGGGGAGCCAGGACACCGCUGUCCUCACACUCUGAUGACAUCACAGCCCCGUCUACUCCAGCCUUUUCAGAUGCUUCGUGCUCUACGCCCACACGGUGCAGCACCGAGCUGGCUGAGAUGAACACCCCUCCCCUCUCUGGUCUGGCUCCAUCCUCAGAACUGGAGAAUCAGCUGUCUGUGUGCCCUGCAGCCCAGGAGAGAACCCAUCUAAUGGACAUGGAGGCUCAUAGAGGCCUCCUGUGUGGCCGCAUGGGGGUCAAGGAGGAGCGAGAGGAGCGAGGACCUUGUGGAGGAGACCCAGUAAAGUUGGAGUGCGCCUCCCCUCUUCCUGUCGGAGGAGACGCAGGGAAGGAGCUGCUCAGACACUUACUGAAGGAAAAGGCUUCUCCGGCAAAGACGCCAUCGCCUACCACACAUGCCCCGCCUCCUGUCCACCACCAACUCUCCACUGACAGUGUGCGCUCUGAGGAGGAGGACGGUGCUGGUUUCCUUGGCAACAUGAUGGUGGACAAUCCUGAUGUCUUGGACUUGUUAGGCAAGAAAAAGGCUCAGCGAUGUAAGAGAGCUGCUCGGCCCGACAAAGACAAAGCUCUGGCCAAAUAUAAGCGGAGGAAACGAGAAGACGAGGACGAAAUGCUUCACUCCUCUUCCACCCCCUCUGAGCAGAUCAUAACACACCUCAGACAGCUCUCUGUGCUACCCCUCAUGGAGCCCGUUCUGGGGUUCGACCUGAGUCUGUUCCCCCCUUAUGGCAGCACCUCUCUAGGGAGCGACUCCAGACUCACUGGCUCCUUUGGCAACGCCUCCCUGGACGGAGUCAUUGACUACUACUCACAGCUCACAUGCAAGAACAACCUUGGUAACCCACCCACACCGCCUGCCUCGCUGCCACCGACCCCCCCACCGGUGGUAAAGCAGAAGCUAGUGAACGGCUUUGCUACAGCAGAGGAACUGAGCAGGAAGGAGCUCACCGAGCAAGAUGUGAAAGGUGUCAAAUCCAAGGUUCAAGAGCUUCCGGCUGAAAAUCACACGACCAAGACGGUGGACGUGCCCGCCUCCCUGCCGACUCCACCCCACAACAACCAAGAAGAGCUCCGAGCCCAAGAAUCGUCGUUACGCAGCAGCCCGGAAGACUUCAUCCCCUCCUCGUCUCCUGACAGUGUGGCAGACAUGGAGAUCAGCAGAUAUCCCGACCUGUCCUUUAUCAAACUGGAGCUACCGUCCCCUUCCCCAUCUCCACCGAUACCCAUCAUGCCCUGCUCUUGGGGCAAAGGCACUGCGGUAAAGCAGGAAGUAAAGACGGAGCCAAGCCAACAGGCUCCUCCGUCCUGUUCCAACACAGAUCUGGUUACCAUAGCGAUCACCCUAAACCCAUCUGCUGCUCAGAAUGUUCCUGGUGUCAUGGCCACAGUGGCGAAGCUGCUGCGGGUCCCCACUUCAAUCAACUACCAGCUGAGCCGUGCUGAGUGCAACCCACUGGCUCUGCUGGCAGGAGUCAGAGUGCCACUUCCUCAGGCUUCAGCAAGCAUCAGGCAGCAGAGACCUGUGCCCCCAGCUGGUGUGAGGAUGGACGUCAUCCAGCAUGGUGCUACACCUGCUGUCUCCAGACCGCCGUCCUGCAGCCACUGCAAAGUACUGCUGGGAAGUGGAGUUCGCAAAAUCAAAGUGGUCAAACAGGAGGGUUCGUCCACUCUGCUUUUCUGUAGCCCAAACUGCUCUGCUCUCUUCUCUACUGGACUGAAAACCGCAAGUUCUCCAGAAAAGCCUAAGGACAAGACACCCCCUGAUACCCCCAGCAGACUGCAUCACCACUACGCCAACAACAUGUCGUCCAUUGCCGUCCACUCCCUCCCUCGGACUCCCAUCACUCCAUCCCAGACCGCCACUUCGUCCCCACCCCUCCAGUUCCCCUCCGCCUCCACUGUCACUAUGGAGAUCAGGCCCCGUGUGGACAGCCUGAAGGUCAAGGUGAAACUGAAGCCCCACCCCCACGCCUUCUCUGAGGGGGACGACUUGCUGCUGAGUCACCACGGGAAGAGGAUGAAAAAUUCUCGCUGGCGACGUUGGAACAUCAACGUCACUUUGACCAGGGGUCCCAUUUCGGAGGAAGCGGUUGCCAUGCCAACAGAGGAGGAAAUCGAUGUGAUGUUAAAGAAACUGGGGGCGUCCCUGCGACCCGACCCCAUACCUGUGGACCAGCGAAGGUGUUGCUUUUGUCACCAGCUGGGCGAUGGUAUAACAGACGGGCCAGCCAGACUGCUGAACCUGGACUUGGAUCUGUGGGUCCAUUUGAACUGUGCCCUGUGGUCCAGUGAGGUGUACGAGACUCAGGCCGGCGCACUUAUCAACGUGGAGUUGGCCCUAAGACGCAGUCUGACGCUCCGCUGCGCGCACUGCCAGCAGACAGGCGCCACCAGCGGCUGCAACCGUUUGCGCUGCACCAACACAUACCACUUCACGUGCGCGCUGCGGGCCCAUUGCACCUUCUUCAAGGACAAGACCAUGCUGUGUCACUUCCACAAGCCCAGGAUGGCUCCUCUGAGCGGGGACAGAUCCUCCAGCAGCUCCCCAUCCUCCACCACGGGCAUGACCUCCGACUUUUUUUCGUCUGUGUGCGAUCCGUACAACUCGGAGCUACGGUGUUUCGCUGUGUUCCGUCGCGUGUUCGUGCAGAGGGACGAGGCAAGGCAGGUAGCGGCGAUGGUACAGCGUGGCGAGCAGCGGCACACGUUUCGCGUGGGCAGCCUACUCUUUUGCGCAGUCGGGAGGCUCCUCCCACAGCAAAUGAGCGCUUUCCACAGCGAGGUCGCCAUCUUUCCAGUCGGCUACCACGCCAACCGCAUCUACUGGAGCAUGCGCAACAGGAACCGACGUUGCAAGUACAUGUGCUUUAUCGAGGACCACGACGGACGACCCCUUUUCAAGGUUAAGGUGGUGGAGAAAGGCUACGAUGACAUCAUUCUGACCGCGACAACUCCUAAAGGUGUUUGGGACCAGAUCCUGGAACCAGUGUCGCAGCUCAGGUCCUCCAGUGGCACUCUGAAGCUCUUCCCGUCUUACCUGAAAGGAGAAGAUCUUUUUGGGCUGAACACGUCGGCCAUCAGCAGGAUCGUUGAGUCUUUACCAGGAGUGGAGGCGUGCGAGAGGUACACCUUUCGUUACGGACGGAACCCGCUCAUGGAGUGGCCUCUAGCUUUCAACCCUUCUGGUUCAGCCCGGUCCGAGCCCAAAGUCAGCCAAGCAAAAAGGCCGUACCUGUUGACCAGCAUGGCUCCCAGGUGUCAAGGCUCAGUGGGCUCCAUCGUGGGAAUGGUGCCGGGUGUCAUCUCUCUGUCGCCGGGUGAGACGGUGGCCGGGGCUCAUCAGGGUCGCCACUCCAAGUCGUCACAGUACCGACGCAUGAAAGCAGAGUGGAAGACCAACGUCUACCUGGCGCGCUCUCGCAUCCAGGGUCUUGGUUUGUACGCCGCGAGAGAUAUCGAGAAAUGCACCAUGGUCAUCGAGUACAUCGGCGCUAUCAUCAGGAGUGAAGUGGCCAACCGCAAGGAGCGAGUCUACGAGAGUCAGAAUCGAGGCGUGUACAUGUUCCGCAUUGACAAUGACUACGUGAUCGACGCCACCAUCACUGGAGGACCCGCCAGGUACAUCAACCACUCGUGUGCUCCCAACUGCAUCACGGAGGUGGUCAGCGUUGAGAAGGAGAACAAGAUCAUCAUCAGCUCGUGCCGACGCAUCCAGAGGGGAGAGGAGCUGAGCUACGACUACAAGUUUGACCUGGAGGACGACCAACACAAGAUUCCAUGCCACUGCGGGGCCUUCAACUGUCGCAAGUGGAUGAACUGAGCGCACACGCUCAUUAACGCAUUCACCUCAUAUCAAAGAUGCUCAUUAAAGGAGAGGGGUCAGGAGUGGGGUUACAAAAGAGGCUGGUCCUCUCUGUGUAGUGUGUAUAUUUGUACAAAGACGCCCCCACGUGGUCAUGACUUGCACUAAACAAAACAUCCAAUCAAGGCAGAUCAUUUCCCCUUACAUCUGUAAAAUAAAAUGUUUUUGUUGUAUUUAUUACUAAAUGAAGUUAUUUUCUAAUCACAGCCAGUCGUGGAGGAAAGUCGCGGCGUGUAAAUAACUAAAAAUGAGGAAUCUUCACAGUACUGACCGUGACGUUUUGUUUGCCCUGCCCCUCCACGUGUGUCUUUUUAUUUGUGUAUAUUCAAAUUGUAUCAGAACUCUGCUGAUGUACAGUCUGUGGCCACGCCCCCCUUCGGGUUUUGGUUUUUUUUACUGUGUGAGGAUGCCUUUUUGUUUUUGAAAGGGGGGUAUGUGGAGCCUGAUUUAGAAUCAUUUACAGAAAAUAAAAAUAUUUUACAUCUUGAAA